Molecule: messenger RNA, 1146 nt
Organism: Wickerhamiella sorbophila
Lineage: Eukaryota; Fungi; Ascomycota; Dipodascomycetes; Dipodascales; Trichomonascaceae
Product: General alpha-glucoside permease
Exons: 1
Coding region: 1-1146 (381 amino acids)
Cellular component (GO): membrane
Molecular function (GO): sucrose:proton symporter activity
Source: RefSeq, a predicted model, not a curated record
AUGGCUCUAUUCUGUACGUUUGCUUGGUCGCGGGAGAUUGCCGAAUCUACACGGCUUCCCACUGCAUUGGUGGCAAUUGUCUCUGUGCUGUUAUUGGAUAUUGCCGUCAACGUUUGCAACACUUCGUGUCGAACAAUUGUCAUCGAUAUGAUCCCUAAAAACCGUCAAGUACUUGCCAAUGCGUGGGGCGGACGGAUGACGUCGACGGGCCACUUGUUGAGCUACUUCUUAGGCUCUGUGAACCUCGAAAGCAUGUUUGGAACCCAGCUCAAGGGUAUUUGCGUGCUUUCGGGCGUGGCGUUAUUCGCUUGUGUUGGCAUCACAUGUCUCAGUGUUACAGAACGCGUGUUGAUCGCUCCAUUUGACCGGCCUAGCAAAUGGGCUCAACUGCGAUUCAAAUUCGGCGUGCUUUGGCAGCAUGUCACCAACUUGGACCCUGAGCUUGCCUCUAUUUUCAGGGUUCAACUUUACGGUUGGUUCUCAUGGUUCACGUUUAUGUUCUUCGGGGCAACUUGGGCUAGUGAACUGUGGAGACAGUCCAACCCCGACGGAACCACCGAUGAUAGUGCCAGAGCUGGUGCAUGGGCUCUCACUCUUUUCUCUUGCUCUGCCACCUUCUUCUCGUUUGUGAUGCCCCUCUUCCCUCUGAAUCUCGUGCUGUUCUGGGGCAUAUCAUACGUGGUAUACGCUCUAGCGAUGGUCGCUGUGGGGUUCGCUACAAACUACAACUGGGUAUUGGGUAUUUUUAUUACUUGCGGUUUCUCUUGGUCCUUCAACAUGUGGGCGCCAUUCUCCCUAACCGGUGAACGUGUCCAUCAGUUGCCGGCAAUUGGGUCGCAAGAUGAAAUUUCAAGUAUAGAGUCUGAAACUGACGUCGUCGCAUGCCAAGAGCUCGAGGGCGAUGAUUUGGUAGCAGAGGAAAUGUUCAGUGAGGAGUCAGGAGUCUAUCUAGGACUGCUCAUGUCUUCCAUCAUGCUGCCCCAGAUCGCGUCAACGAUCGUAUCAUUUAUUGUGUUCCGGCUGAUCGGAUCUGGCCAUGACAAUGAUGGCUAUGCUAUCGGAGUCACGUUGAGAUUAGGCACUGUUGUAGCGCUGCUGGCAGCGUAUGCCACCACCAAAGUUUCUAGCAGACCUAUUAGCCUAUGA